GCCAGCCUGUGUAAGAAAGUUUAGGCCCACUCGUACUCAGCCAGAACAGCUAGCCCCUCACAGUAGCAGUAAUCAAGAUUGCCAGGCCAUCUCAUAGAUACCAAUAGACUAGUCUCCACUGUGCUUGGGGUCACAUCCAGGGACAGGAAAAUGUUUGGCCACUUGCAAAAAGUGACUGUGUAUAAUUUUUCCUGGUUCAACUGUCUUCUGUGAGCUGCUUCAGCUGUUCUCUCGAUCUCUUAGUCUCCACGUGGUUUGCUGAUUCAGGUAUUUUUAUGCAUGCAACAGGAAUUUUCUGAAGAAAAGGGUGUGUCUUGUUGUUCUAAAAUUCUACUUGUAGCUGAGUUCAAGUGUGUUGUUCUCUACCGUAUCGUACCGAGGCUUGUUCUCUACUAACUUCUGCAUCUUGAAUGAAGAUACUGUAGCCUCUGGAUUAUUUUUAUCAAGAAGAUGUCUGACUAUCUCACAAUAGAAGAUCUAGGAGAUCUAUACAUAGCUACGUUUGAUGCUCGAAUCAAAUGGCGAAACUUCUUGCUAGUGCUUAAAAUAUCGUCGGAUACCAUUGACAGCAUAGGUACAAAAUGGCAAGACGAUCCUGAUGACUGCUAUCGUGAGGGUUUGAAAGAAUGGCUGAAAGGUAGAGAGAGAAGCUGGGAAGAUAUCAUCAAAGCUUUGUCCAGUCCUAUUGUGGGUCACAGUGACAUAGCCAGGACCAUCGAGAGAGAUCAUGUGCAAUCUACUAGUGGAAGCAAUCCUACCGAUGUGAAGUCAGAGGAUCACAAUCAGCAGAAGAUCAAUGACAAUUUGAUAAUUUUACUAAACGAACGACUCGGUAAAGGUGCAUUUGGAAUAGUCUUCAAAGGAAGGUACCGAGGCGAUAUUUGUGCAGUAAAAGUUCUAAUUCACGAUGGUAUCGAGAUGCAGUCAGGUUUCCCAGUCGGCAAAAGUGAAGAAGCUAGUAAAGCAUUUGAUCGUGAGUGUGAGUUUCUCAAGACACUCCAGCACCCAAACGUUGUGCAGUAUUUUUCAACUGCUAAGCACCCCAAAUCAGGCAGUACAAUCCUCGUUGUUGAGCUGAUGGAUUGCAGUCUGAGAUCGUAUUUCUCCAACCUUGAUAAAUUAGAGUCCCUCACUAGCGAAUGUGAGAUUAGCCUCUCCAAAGACAUGGCUUUCGGUCUGGCCUACAUUCACAGCAAGCAGAUUAUCCACCGUGACCUCUGUGGCGAUAACGUCUUGCUGAAGCUUACACGACCAGUGCCUAUCGCAAUGAUUUCCGAUUUUGGCAUGUCACGGCUAUACGAUCCCUCCAAGCUUAGCCACACCCUCACAGCAAUUGGUCACCGUAUGGGGUAUCUACCUCCCGAGGCCAUUCGAUUGGAAAAGGAGAAAUACGAUAGUAGCCUGGAUGUGUUUUCCUAUGGGGUGAUUGUGGCGCAGAUUGUUCGUAAGCUGGAGACGGUCAAAUCAGCAGAGGACCGAUCAUUCCAUGUUGCCCAGAUUCCUCACAAACACAGGUUGAGGAAGCUUAUUGACAGUUGUUUGGAAGAAGACAUGGGGAAGAGACCAUUUGCCAGGGACAUCUAUGCUUCACUGACAAGAGACUCGGAGCCAGUGGAGAGUGAGUCAAAGGACACUCAACCAGUCGAGAAGGCACGUAGAGAACAGGUUGAACACAAAGAUGCUGAGCUGGUCAGGAGAGAUGCCAUCAAUCAACAGCUGAUACAGGGUCCCCCUCCCAGGGAGUUGAUCCCUUCAUUCACUCUGAAAUUGAGAAGAGAAAAAGACAUGUCGAUCAAGAUGGGUGACUCAGUACAGAGUGUUGUUGUCGUUGACGUGGUGUAUGUUGGUGGAGGCCAUGCAGAAUAUGAUAGGGACAUGUGUGCAGUGAUGAAGCUCGAGCAACAUCAAUGGACCAAACUACCGGAGUACACUGCCCAGUACUUCGCUAUAACUUCACUCGCUAAUCGACUAGUGCUGGUAGGAGGAUAUGAUUUCAUAAACAACCAACCAACCAAUCAACUUGCAGUAUUUGAGUCAGGAGAAUGGACUCACCCGUACCCACCAAUGAACAUUGCUCGUGAUUCCUCAACAGCUGUCUCCUUCAACAACCACAUCAUUGUAGCAGGUGGGUUUAAUGAUAAACAGAGACGCAUCUCCUCUGUGGAGGUGUUGGACGUCGCAUCAAGAAGAUGGUACAUUGCUCAGUCAUUACCUAACCCACAGUCAGAUCUGAAAUCAACUCUCAUAGGAAAUACCCUUUACCUAAUGGGAGGGUACGAUCACACUGGGAAUCCAACCAAGACAGUGCACCACGUCGACCUCAAUGAACUCAUUGUAAAGGUGGCCCUUCCCUACCAGGACACGCCAACUCUCUGGCAGACCUUACAAGAAGUACCACUCGUGUUGUCAGCUCCUCUCAGUAUUGAGACAUCACUAUUAGCCAUUGGUGGACGUGACGACAAAAGCGAAACAAGUUCAGUGAUCCACCUCUACCAGCCUGACACCAGGAGGUGGGUGAAAGUCGGAGACCUGCCUACUGCACGAUUCAACUGCACAUGCUCAGCACUUCCUAGUGGAGAGGUGAUUGUAGCCGGAGGAGAGACAAAACUUAAUAUUUUCAUCCAAACUGCAAACUUCUUCUCUAAAAGUCCUGCUUAAUUACUUGUCAUGCAAUUAGUUAACAAUGUACGAUCUUGAUACUGAAAAACACCAAAUCAUUUUUUCCUGUAUUAUACUCUAAUUACGUUCCAUAGAAUUUCAUUGAUGAUUAAAAGUUUGUACUGAUAAAAAUAU
Molecule: messenger RNA, 2793 nt
Organism: Halichondria panicea
Lineage: Eukaryota; Metazoa; Porifera; Demospongiae; Suberitida; Halichondriidae
Exons: 6
Coding region: 451-2658 (735 amino acids)
Biological process (GO): protein phosphorylation
Molecular function (GO): ATP binding; protein binding; protein serine/threonine kinase activity
Source: RefSeq, a predicted model, not a curated record